This is a messenger RNA of Elephantulus edwardii (Cape elephant shrew), 2242 nucleotides long. RefSeq names its product solute carrier family 26 (anion exchanger), member 2 (gene SLC26A2). The transcript is spliced from 2 exons. Gene Ontology annotation, molecular function: oxalate transmembrane transporter activity; chloride transmembrane transporter activity; bicarbonate transmembrane transporter activity. Gene Ontology annotation, cellular component: membrane. Gene Ontology annotation, biological process: transmembrane transport. Bases 20 to 2242 code for a protein of 740 amino acids. The record is from RefSeq and is a predicted model, not a curated record. Lineage: Eukaryota; Metazoa; Chordata; Mammalia; Macroscelidea; Macroscelididae.
GAAGCACCUGUAUCCAGAAAUGGCCUCAGAAAGUAAAGAAGAAAAUGGUCUUUCACCCACAGACCCAUCCGAAGAAAAUGACCAAGACAGUCCUCAGUCUAGGAUCCAUCUAGAGCCUCAAAAGGAAUCAAGUACUGACUCCAAGCAUCUUAGGACCAAUGAUCAGUAUAGUCCUCAUUUUAGACUUCAUAUAGAGCCUCAAGAGAAAUCAAAGAUUGACUUCAAGCAGGUUGUCAUCAAAAAGCUACAGAAGACUUGCCAAUGCAGCGCAACCAAAGCGAAAUCAGUUAUUUUUGGUUUCCUUCCUGUUUUGCAGUGGCUUCCAAAAUAUGAUCUGAAGAAAAAUAUUUUGGGAGAUGUGAUGUCUGGCCUGAUUGUGGGCAUCUUACUGGUGCCCCAGUCUAUUGCUUACUCCCUCUUGGCUGGCCAAGAACCUAUCUAUGGUCUAUACACAUCAUUUUUUGCCAGUAUCAUUUAUUUCCUGUUAGGUACCUCCCGUCACAUUUCUGUGGGCAUUUUUGGAAUAUUGUGCCUUAUGAUUGGUGAAGUAGUUGACCGAGAACUAUACAAAGCCGGCUAUGACACGGCCCAUAUUCCCUCUUUAGGUGCAGUGUCAAAUAACAGCAUGUCAUUAAAUGACACAUUACAUUUGACAUGCGACAGAAGUUGCUAUGCAAUUAUAGUUGGCAGCACUGUAACCUUUGUGGCUGGAGUUUAUCAGGUGGCUAUGGGCUUCUUCCAAGUAGGCUUUGUCUCUGUCUACCUCUCGGAUUCCCUGCUCAGUGGAUUUCUCACCGGUGCCUCCUUCACUAUUCUUACAUCUCAGGCCAAGUAUCUCCUCGGACUCAGGAUUCCUCGGAGCAACGGUGUGGGCUCACUUAUCACGACCUGGAUACUUAUCUUCAAAAACAUCCACAAGACCAAUGUCUGUGACCUCGUCACCAGCCUUUUGUGCCUUUUGGUCCUUGUGCCAACCAAGGAACUCAAUGAGCACUUCAAGUCCAAGCUGAAAGCACCAAUUCCCACUGAGCUCUUUGUCGUUAUAGCAGCCACAUUAGCCUCUCAUUUUGGAAAACUAAAUGAGAAUUACAACUCCAGUAUUGCUGGACACAUCCCCACUGGGUUUAUGCCACCCAACGCCCCAGACUGGAACUUAAUUCCUAGUGUGGCUAUAGAUGCAAUCGCUAUUUCUAUCAUUGGUUUUGCUAUCACUGUGUCACUUUCUGAGAUGUUUGCCAAGAAACAUGGCUACACUGUCAAAGCAAAUCAGGAAAUGUAUGCCAUAGGCUUUUGCAAUAUCAUCCCGGCCUUUUUCCAUUGCUUCACUACCAGUGCGGCUCUUGCAAAGACAUUGGUCAAAGAAUCAACAGGUUGCCAAACUCAGCUUUCUGGGGUGAUAACAGCCCUCGUUCUUUUGCUGGUUCUCCUGGUAAUAGCUCCUUUGUUCUAUUCUCUCCAGAAAUGUGUUCUUGGUGUGAUCACUAUUGUAAAUCUCAGGGGAGCCUUACAUAAAUUUAAGGAUCUGCCUCAAAUGUGGAAGCUUAGCAAAAUGGAUACAGUUAUUUGGUUUGUUACUAUGCUGUCCUCUGCAUUGCUAAGUACAGAAAUAGGACUCCUAGUUGGAGUUUGUUUCUCGAUGUUUUGUGUCAUUCUCCGCACUCAGAAGCCAAAGAGUUCGUUGCUUGGCCUGGUGGAAGAUUCUGAAACCUUUGAACCAAUAUCUGUUUACCAGAACCUUCAGACUAAGCCAGGAAUUAAGAUUUUCCAAUUUGUAGCUCCUCUCUACUACAUAAACAAAGAAUGUUUUAAAUCUUCUUUAUAUAAACAAACUCUGAACCCAGUCUUAAUAAAGGCAGCUCAGAAGAAGGCAGAAAAGAGAAAGAUCAAAGCGGAAACAGCAACUUUCAGUGGCAGCCAGGAUGAAGUUUCUGUGCAUCUUUCCCAUGAUCCUUUGGAGCUCCACACUAUAGUGAUUGACUGCAGUGCAAUACAAUUUUUAGAUACAGCAGGGAUCCACACACUGAAAGAAGUUCGUAGAGAUUACGAAGCCAUUGGUAUCCAGGUUCUGCUGGCUCAGUGCAAUCCUUCUGUAAGGGAUUCCCUGGCCGGAGGAGAGUAUUGCAAAAAAGAAGAAGAAAACCUUCUUUUCUAUAGUGUGUAUGAAGCAAUGCUUUAUGCAAUGGAAUCUCAAAGUCAGAAAGGAACAAGUUUUCCCAAUGGUCUCAAUCUUUCCAGUGAUUAA